AUAUUUUAGAAAAUGCAAAUUUAUAAUUAUUUAUUAUGUACUUACACGUGCAUCAGGGGACAUAACCUCUUCAUUGUAUGUCGUUCUCUUGCCCGUACUACAUUCACCAACACCAACUCGUCUUUUCUUUCGAGAAUAGUCUGUCGAUAGAGGAAGGUCGCCAGUCCUUUUCAAAUGUUCUUUAUAAGGGCCUCGUUUCAUUAUUCUCAAUACUUCGUUUCAAAACCAUCGAUGUAAUGUAUACAAAAACAUAGAGCCACGUGAUAACGAGGUGAUAUGCAAACUGUUGCGCGUUGAGCAUGCGUUGUGGAACGCAUGCGUACGCGCAUAAGGAUAACGCGAUAAACCAGAAAGAAUCAUACUCGCGAUACGAUCGUGCUAACAAGGAAUUCGGAGGAAUUUGGAAAGUAUAGAUAAUUAUAGUAUUUAUCGGAUAAUGGAGGUGAAUGACACAGAGGAGUUGAACGAUGAAAAGUGUAUUCUCGUAGAGUUUCCUAACGAGAACGGAAAUAUAGCCGUUGGAUAUUUCGCAUGGCUAACAACAGUGAAAGAAGAAGAACGUGUAAAUGCACUUAUAAAAAGCGGUGAACAUGUAGUUAUUCGUUGGCCGGCGAAUUGCAUCGUUGGUCCACUGAAUGCAAAAAUGAAGAAAAAAUUUCUUAAUUGCAAGUGGACUCCGCACAUCGUGUCCAUUUUAGGAUUUGGAGAUUGGACAAGCAUGAACACGCAGCUUAAAAAUUAUCUUAAAUAUGAUGAGCCAAAUCCAAUGAAGGAAGAUAGGAAGAAGUAUGCUGCUAAGAAAAAGGCAGCAGUAGUAGUGAAGAGGAUGAUAAAAAGAAGAAUUAAGGUAUGA
Molecule: messenger RNA, 853 nt
Organism: Nylanderia fulva
Lineage: Eukaryota; Metazoa; Arthropoda; Insecta; Hymenoptera; Formicidae
Source: RefSeq, a predicted model, not a curated record